Papilio xuthus (Asian swallowtail) is the source of this 927-nucleotide messenger RNA. RefSeq names its product regulation of enolase protein 1-like. The transcript is spliced from 3 exons. NCBI's taxonomy places the organism in Eukaryota, Metazoa, Arthropoda, Insecta, Lepidoptera, Papilionidae. The record is from RefSeq and is a predicted model, not a curated record. The coding region runs from base 34 to 624 and encodes 196 amino acids.
UCUCAGAUGUUUAUUAACUAACCACGUUACACUAUGUCUUUAACAAAAUUUACCUGGAAAGAUUUUUCCUGGUUGAAUGAACCUAGAAAAUGGAAAACAACCAUUGAUAUCUUAGAAAUCUCAACCAAUUAUGAGAGUGAUUUUUGGCAAGAAACUUUUUACAAUUUCCAUCAUAACACAGGACAUUUAUUUGGAAUUAAUGUUAAGGAAAAUAUUACAAUGCAGGUGUGCGUAGAAGCAAAUUUCGAAGAGCUUUAUGACCAAGCAGGUGUUAUGAUAUAUUCAGAUGAAAAGCACUGGUUUAAAGCUGGUAUAGAGUUCAAUGACGGACAGCCAAUGAUCGCUAGUGUUCUAACUAACGAACUAUCUGACUGGGCUACAGGCAUAUUUACUGGCAACCCUGGGAAAUUUUGGAUGCGCAUUACAAGAGUUGAUCAUGUUAUUUGUGUGAAAUAUUCAGCGGAUAAAAUUGUAUGGCAUCUUUUACGUCUCUGUCCGUACCCUGAAGCUGAUAAAUAUUUCAUCGGAGUUUUCUCUUGUUCACCUAAGAGAGAAAACUUUAAAGUUACCUUUAGUGAGCUUGACUUUUCAGUACCACAAGAAGAUAUUCUCCAUUCAAAUUGAAUUGUUUAGUCUGAACAUAAAUAUAGUCCUACAAUGCAUAAUACAAAUGCCCGCCAUGAGGCCGCCACAAUCUCCGACGAUGUUGGAACCUUCUUCAUAUGUUAUGUAAAAAUAUUUUUUUCAGUUAGCAACAGACACACAGACUCGUAUUUUUUUAAGAAUUCGAACCGAUAAAAGUUGACAGCUAUUCAUAGGACAUUAGGGAUGUGAAUAAAUCACAAAAGAGACUUUAAAAAUUCCUUUUUUAACGAUCAAUUUUACUAAAAUUGUAUUCAGGUUAAAUAAAAGUAACAUUUUCAUUAA